AUGAAAUCCACCGAAAAAAAUGCCGACUGUCCGUUCUGUGCCACCCAAUUCAGCCAUCGAUCCUCGCUUAUGCGCCAUCUAAAGAACAAGUGUAACAAAUCUCAACAGCAGAAUCAAAGACGCAAAUCCUGCCAUCAGUGUGUCGCCGAUAAAGCCAGGUGCAACUUGAAACGCCCCAGUUGCUCUCGGUGUUCUAUGCGAAGCAUACCCUGUCAAUACUCCAGCGCUGAUACAACCGACACUCCGGAAGUCGAGAAUACCGAGGUCUUAAUCAACAAUGAUGCCGCGACCCUUUCUUUACCGCAGACAUCACUCAUGAUCCAGCCACAAGAGCUCCAAUCAAUCUUCGAUCCUAAUUUAUUUGAUUCCUUUUUCUCAGGUCUAGGUCCCUGGGAUUCUACACAGCACACAAGUCUUGCCUUGCGUUCUCCACAGCCCGCCACGAGCCUGGAAUUCCUAUCUCUUAAUAACAGCAGUGGAUGCGAACCACUAGAGCUCAUCCGAGCUAUCUCCACCCCAGGUCCUCGGUCGGAUUCGCCAGCAGAAACAAAUUCUAUUGCCCUGGCAAAUCAUAGCAUGGAGCUUAUAUUCCGAGUUCUUCGAACUUGGCCAAGAAUGCUCGCUGAAGAGUUUCAACUUCCUCCUAUUUUCCACUAUACCCAAAUUACACCAAAUAAAACCCUACCAUCGCCACUAGCAAAGUGCAUAACACUGACCAAAAUGUGGCACGGACAAUGCGAAGGUGCGGAAGACAUGGUGCGCAAAACAAUUCUAAAGGAACUAGACAGUAUCAUAGAUCAGUCUGAACAACUCGAUGAGACAACCUUGUUAGCAGUCCUACAAGCAGUGGUCGUGUAUACGAUCAUUCUGAUCUCUCCAUCAGCGAGGUCACCACGCCCCCUAGUUGACCAUAACAUCAUCUUCCGUAAAGUGGAACUGCUAGUCUAUCAUGUGGUCCAUGCAGGUCUAUUCCUUCAGGAAGAAAGGACACAAAUGAGACCCUCAUGGGAAGCCUGGGUACACGUAACAUCGAAGCGUCGUGCGGUACUUGCCUUAUAUCUUCUCCACUGGGCAUACUCGGUGUUGCAUAAGGUCCCUUGUUUUGACUGUAGGGACCUCGGAUUCAUGCCUGCGCCAGCGGCAAAGGUGCUUUGGCAGGCACAGACAGAGCAAGAAUGGAACACUCGUUAUAUCCAUUGGCUGUCGCGGUGGAGCGGUCGGGGGUAUCUGCAAGCUGAAUUUGGUAAGAUCAAACCAGGCGUCGUGAUGGAUUCGCGAGCGGAACGUUGGUUGGAAGAAGCUGAUGAAUUUGGAUUCAUCAUGAUAUCGAUAGUAGUGAUUAACGAGGGAUUUAGGCUGACUUCUGUAGUCAACGCUACUGAGUUUGAUCCGCCGGCACUUAAGCCAUUGGCUUGUUGA
Penicillium vulpinum is the source of this 1419-nucleotide messenger RNA. Its product is annotated as Zn(II)2Cys6 transcription factor domain-containing protein. The transcript is spliced from 4 exons. Gene Ontology annotation, molecular function: DNA-binding transcription factor activity, RNA polymerase II-specific; zinc ion binding. NCBI's taxonomy places the organism in Eukaryota, Fungi, Ascomycota, Eurotiomycetes, Eurotiales, Aspergillaceae. Gene Ontology annotation, biological process: regulation of DNA-templated transcription. The record is from RefSeq and is a predicted model, not a curated record. The coding region runs from base 1 to 1419 and encodes 472 amino acids.